Molecule: messenger RNA, 3970 nt
Organism: Triplophysa dalaica
Lineage: Eukaryota; Metazoa; Chordata; Actinopteri; Cypriniformes; Nemacheilidae
Gene: wnt3a
Product: wingless-type MMTV integration site family, member 3A
Exons: 4
Coding region: 190-1308 (372 amino acids)
Biological process (GO): canonical Wnt signaling pathway; neuron differentiation; multicellular organism development
Cellular component (GO): extracellular region
Molecular function (GO): cytokine activity; frizzled binding
Source: RefSeq, a predicted model, not a curated record
GUAUCAUCAGAAUUUCCCCCGUGGCAAAAGCCUCUGAUUGGGUCCGAAUGCAAAGCUGCUCUGAACUAUAAUAUUUGCCUCAUGAACGCGCACAGGAGACGGCUGUAGGAUUAUCGGAGAGAAAUAUCGCUCAUCAUCACUUUGUUUAUUCUCAUUGACAAAUGCGGGCGAGUAAGUGUGCAUGAGCCUAUGUGUGUGUGUGCGAGUGUGCGAGUGCGUGUCUGUUUAAGCCAAACUUUUUUAAGGAUGAUAUAUCUUGGAUAUUUCCUGUUUCUUUUUUGUGGGCUCACGCGUGUCAUGGCAAGUUACCCGAUAUGGUGGUCUCUAGCAGUGGGCCACCAGUACUCUUCACUGGGUACUCAGCCCAUCCUCUGCAGCUCCAUCCCUGGACUGGUCCCCAAACAGCUACGCUUCUGCCGCAACUACGUGGAAAUAAUGCCCAGCGUGGCGGAGGGAGUGAAAAUCGGCAUCCAGGAGUGCCAGCACCAGUUCCGCGGCCGCAGAUGGAACUGCACUACUAUCAAUGAUAACCUGGCCAUUUUCGGACCAGUGCUGGACAAAGCUACUAGAGAAUCAUCAUUUGUCCAUGCAAUUGCCUCUGCGGGAGUGGCGUUCGCCGUCACGCGUGCUUGCGCCGAGGGCUCGGCCACCAUCUGCGGCUGUGACACACGGAGGAAAGGACCACCGGGCGAGGGCUGGAAGUGGGGCGGCUGCAGUGAGGAUGUGGAGUUUGGAAGCAUGGUGUCACGUGAGUUCGCAGAUGCUCGUGAGAACCGGCCGGACGCCCGCUCUGCUAUGAACCGACACAAUAACGAAGCUGGACGAGGGUCAAUCACUGACCACAUGUACCUGAAAUGUAAGUGUCACGGCCUCUCGGGCAGCUGCGAGGUGAAAACCUGCUGGUGGUCGCAACCUGACUUUCGUGUGAUAGGUGACUACAUGAAGGACAAGUACGACAGCGCGUCUGAAAUGGUGGUGGAGAAACAUCGAGAGUCAAGAGGCUGGGUCGAGACUUUACGACCAAAGUACACCUUUUUUAAGCCCCCGACCGAAACUGAUCUUGUCUACUACGAAAGCUCACCCAACUUCUGCGAACCCAAUCCGGAGACUGGCUCAUUUGGUACCCGCGAUCGUGCCUGUAACCUGACGUCACACGGUAUCGACGGAUGUGACUUGCUGUGCUGUGGUCGGGGCCACAACACCCGAACUGAGAAACGCAAGGAGAAAUGUCACUGCAUUUUCCACUGGUGCUGCUACGUCAGCUGCCAGGAGUGUACUCGAAUUUAUGACGUCCACACCUGCAAGUAAGUUUCUGCGGACACCCAUACCAAAACCAAAUCGGACGUUAGGGGAUGUAAACACACGAGAGUCUUGAAAUGAGUUUGUGGUUUUCAUAAGAAGAAACCCUCAGAAAUGAGAUGUGGACAGUGAAGUGAUUCUAGAAAGUUAUCAGACAAAAAGAGAUCCAUAUAGGCUCGGUCCUCACCCUGACCAUUGUCGGGACCCGACUUGCUUCGCCAGGACCCUCUAGCUCAGAUUUGAAAGGGGGUAGUAGUUUCUGAUGUUGGUGAGGGAUGAAGGGGUGGAUCAGAUUCUUGGAGUCUCAGGCCCUUGGGACCUUGACCAAUUGUCACUCCAAGAAAAAAACUGAAAAACUUUGAAAGGGAGAGAUUUUAUAAGCAUGUGGCAGCAAGCUGUUCUCAGACAACAAAUGUCACCGAGAUGCCAGGCUUUGCCCACAAGUGCCUCUGAUAUAUGGUAAUUUAACAUUAUUAGAAAUAGCCUUAUUACUAACACCGUUAAAGAAGCUAUUUGUACCAUGCAACAUGCAUUCCAGCAAACCUGAAUACCAACAAAACGACUGCAUAAUAACUUCCUUCACACCACAUAUUACACUUCCUGUUGUUUCUGUAUGUACGACCAAAUGUAUGAACUAAUGUAUUAGGUUGAGUUUAUUGUUACUAACUCUAGGUUAUGAAUGCACUUGAUGCUCUUGAGUGAAUGUCCAUGCGUUGCAUAUAUGUCAGUGUUUUCCUACUUUGAUUUUUUUUAACACUUUUGAACCUGAAUGAAUGAACGGGAAUAUAAAGUAAAUAUAUAAAGUCUGACCACAUCAGGUAUUUAGAAUACGAUUAAGAACAAUUAUCUUUUUAAGCUAAAACAAACAAGCAUUAGACAGUUGUUAGGAAACUAAAGAUGUCAGCACUUCUGUCUUGUAAUGGCGCAUGAUAUUCAUUUGUGGCAUUUGUGUGUGGCAGUAUUAUUCAUGUUUUAGAGACAUUGAAGUCCAUGACAUUUCAACAUGAACAUACAGGUAUGUUGUGCUGUAUUCAGUAUCUGAAACACUUAAAGCAGGAUCCAAAAUUAACAUUAACAAUUGGCUGUUUUAAUAAACAACACAGCAACAUUUAAAAAAAAUUAAGGGGAAUUUGGAAAAUAUCCCAUAGUUGAAAAUCCAAUGUAAGAAUGCUGACCCCAACUGUUACCUCCAUAGUUGACUAGAGAACAUUUAUUUUUUGUAAUAACUUUUUACAUAGUGAUAUACUACAUAUAUAACUAAAAAUGAAAAAGAGGUACAGAUAUAUAAAUAUUUUCAUUUGUAUGUGUUUUAUUCAACCUUUUUGGAAUCUAUCUUAAACCACCCAUUAUCUGUGAAUCCAUGACCAAAAUUAAUGUCUUUAUUUUUACUUUUCUGUCCCAGUUGUACAUGAAAGUCAGCAACAAGUAAUGACACUGAACGACCCUCAUUUAUAUGCUGCUAACUAAUAACACGUUUGUCGUUCUAUUUAUGCCUGAUUGUAUGCUUGCGCAUUUGUGUUUCCCUAUUCGUCCUCUACAUAUAUCUCGAUGUUUGUAUAUAGUGUGUCUAUAUAUGUGCUCUUUGUUUUCUUCUUUCUGUGAAAGACACUGUGUAAACAUAGCUAAGAACUAAAAUGUGAAGUUUUCUACUAAUGGACUUUUGAUAGAAUUUGUAUUCUUUAACCAAAUAGAGAUAUUGUAACACUUUUGUGAAUCCUGUUAAAUGAUGGCUGAUGACAAGGCAUUUGUGUGAAAUGUUCGAAAAUUGAUCUUGAGAUGCAUUGAAUGUGGUGUUAUUAAAUGCCACACUGUAUUUAGUGAUAUCGUUCUGCAUUGAAAUAUGUAUGACCAAAUUUCGGAUGGAUACGUAGGGAAAAAUGACCAUAAUGACAAGCUGACUGUAUGUUACAUGGGUAAUAAGUAAAGAGACAUUGAAUAUUGAUUCAAGUCAUUCAUAUGUCAUAUGGAAAGAAAGUGACAGAGGAGUCUAAGGAGACCAAGCUAUUCUAGAGAGCCAUGUUUGAUUAUAAUAAAGUCCAAACAGUACGGUACAGCUAUUAUGAUCUAAAACACAGUUGUAUCCAGCUAACAUAUUCUGCAAAAGGUAAACUAAGUCAGUGUUAUAUCUCAUCCCAGGGAGAAGGCAGAGAGAAAGGCCAGCUUGUAAAAUUCUUUGGCAGACGUUCUUUUUGCAGAUCUUUCCAUCAAAGAAAUGAAUUCAAGUUUUCUCUUGCCCUGAGAAUCUCACACUGAUUUAAUCUCUCAUCAAUCAGGGAUCAUUUCAAAGCACAUGCCCCAUUGAGCAUUCCACAAAGCCCUGUUUAUUUAACAUAAUGAUCCUCCGCUAACUACAGAACCAAUACCUUUUGUUUUUCGCCAUACUUCAGUGCAUCUAGGCAUCAAACUUUCAGCCGUUUGCUUCCACAACACGGUUCGAUCUUAAAUUCCAAAGUUUUGUACAGACUAGUUCAGCGUGUUUAUGGAUUUCUAAAGUCUGAGGAUUUUUCUAUGAUUAUUUAUUUUACUGUAAUGUAUAUAUUAGUAAGAGUAUAUAUUUGCUGACAAAAGAUUAUUACUUGUGAGGAAAAUGUUGAUGUGUUGUAACAGUUUUACCUCAGUGUCUGUUGUUUUUUUCACUGACCACAUGGGAUGCACUGUAUGUCCUGCUUUC